Molecule: messenger RNA, 258 nt
Organism: Strongylus vulgaris
Lineage: Eukaryota; Metazoa; Nematoda; Chromadorea; Rhabditida; Strongylidae
Source: the annotation of a GenBank genome assembly
UUGUCGUGCAGGUCACAGCACUGUUUCCAUCUGUUUCUUUCCCUCGCUAGCGUUAUCCACGAGCUGGUAUUAAAUACCGGUGGCGACGUUCGCAAGGUCCAAAUCCAUCACUCGUUAGCGACUGAGAACUCAGCUGGUCCAUCCGUGUCGAACACGUCAACCCAUCUCGGUGGCCUCCGUCGAGGACGUUUUGCUUUGCGAGGAACCAUUCUAGAGUUCUUAGUGUCCAUCUGUCGUCUGUCCUCAUUAUAUGACUAG